Ixodes scapularis (black-legged tick) is the source of this 2874-nucleotide messenger RNA. RefSeq names its product protein BANP. Gene Ontology annotation, molecular function: DNA binding. The transcript is spliced from 10 exons. The record is from RefSeq and is a predicted model, not a curated record. Bases 292 to 1389 code for a protein of 365 amino acids. Lineage: Eukaryota; Metazoa; Arthropoda; Arachnida; Ixodida; Ixodidae. Gene Ontology annotation, biological process: protein localization to nucleus; negative regulation of protein catabolic process.
UUUCGGAAAGGGGGUCGUUUGCUCACAUUUGCUUGCGGUUGGCGCCCCAAAAUGAUCCGUAUUUACGCGUGUAAUCACUCGGUCGAAAAAAGUCAGGACGUAACGUUACUGAGGCGCUGCUGGUCCGUUUUAGGCCUGGGAGCCGCUUUGUCGUGGCAGAUAUGCAAGCCACCUUUCGAUUCGAACCUCGGACGCUUGAUCCGUUGCAGCCGAAACCAACGCAACAUCCAAGAGGUAACUCAAGAGUGACAUUGUCGUUCGUACCGUUUGGAGGGUCAUCACCGAUGCUAGAUGUGCAGCAGGGUAUCCCCCAGGAUGGGGGAUGAGAUCCCAGGCUCUGUCCAACUUGCUGUCGAUGGGGCAAUGGACCAGCUGGGCGAACUGCUGGUGUCGACCACCGACACGGGUGCUUCGGUGCCGCUGCGCCUGGUGCCCGUCGGGGGGGGACAGUUCCUGCUCGCCAAGCUGACCGAGGACCCGCCGGACGCGGUCGGGCUCGUCGGGGAUGCCUCGCCUGGCGACGAGGAGCUUAAGAGGCAGCUGGCGGCGGUGCAGGGUGAGGUGGUGGCCCGGCUGGAGCGCCUGUCGCGCAAGCUGUCCAAGGUGGCGGACCGCUGCCAGGGCCUGGGCGACCGCCUGCUCCAGCUGACAGCCCGGCUCACCCAUGCCGCCCCUGCUGGGCCGUCCCGGAUGCCCCGGAGCAGUGUGACAGUUUCGUCGCCAGCAGGAGGGACAGUGGAGGACUACCCCAACGGGUCCUGGCUCGGAGAUCCGAUGGACCCGGAGGCGAGGAUCCGCGUCCCCAUUGCAUCCGCGGACCUGGACAUGGUGAACCGGACGUGCACUACUCCCGAGAAGAUGGCCCUGACACUGCUGGACUUCCUGUUUGACCGCCAAGUGCAGGCCACAUCCAACAUCUCUGGGACGGGCCGCCACGGCAAACACCAGCUGGAUCCCCUGCGCAUUUUUGGCAUUCGCUGUCACCUGGUGUACCAGUUCGGCAUUGGUGAACACGACUGGCACCGAAUUAAGCAGAACAUGGACUCCAAGUGCCGGACGGCAUUCAGGCGCAAGCACCGAGGGAUGUCCCUUGUGGUCAAGGCCUUCCGAGAUAGGGCACCCCAGGGGGCGGGGCAUCGGGGCCAAGUGCUGGCAGAGCUCGGCUCGGCAUCCUCGGUGCCCAUCACCCUACUCUCGGAGGACAUGGCUGCCCGCAUCGCCUCCAUGGAGCCACAGAUCAUCCGCACGGAGCACGGCGACAUUCAGGUGGUCCAGGCGACGGCCGAGCAGCUGGCGCAGAUGGAAGGGGAUCCACGGAUCCACAUCCUGGCCAGUGCACAAGUGCUGAGCACAGAUGAGCAGGAAGCAGACGACGACCUGCAGCCCUGACGUCCCCUCAAGUGUGCGGCACGGAGCGACAGCUGGGUGGGAAGGGCUGCAAAGCCUUUCGAGGCACUGGUGAGACCUGUUGGGUCCAGGUGGCUUCUGGCCAAGUGCUGCAGACUGGCUCAGUGUGUUGGACUGGAAAUUGUGCUACAACUGAAAAUACUCUCAAAGGUGGUACAAACAUUGAGGCAAUAUUGUUUUUCUCUCAUCAAAUUGACUGCAGGGAUCAUCUCGCAUGUGGGCCACGAGUCACUCAGAAGAGCUUCGACACUCUUUUCUCUCGUUAUCCGACCCUCCUUCGAGUCGGAAUUUGUUUGACGUGUGUGUGCUGCCAUUUUGUUGCUUGGAGCUGCACAGGAGAUACGACUGUGAGCAAGUAGAACAGAAAGACUAUGAAGCAUUGGUUACUCUGGCCAAGGUUAUCUCCUGGCCUGACCACAUUUGCGAGUGAGGUAAACUCGCCCUGCGUGCUGAAAUUAAGGUAGUGGGAGGCUGCCACCAUUGGAUUACUUUUCGGAGUCUCCCAGAGUGGGAGCUCUGCCGACUUUACGAAGAGAGAUCCCUCGUGAUCUCUAGCAAAGGAUGGGCACAUGAGGUCCAGGCAUUGCAAGAAGUCAACACUGGUUUAAUUUCUGGUAAACAAGCUGGCCAACAUUAACACUUGCACGCAAACGUACAACAUGCAGCUUAGGAAGGAUUACCGCUCCCCCGCCUUAGUUUCCACAGGGAACACUUGGUGUCUGAGAUCAGGUGAGCAGGUCGUAUGACUCAAGUCCCUGGAUGGACCAAAUUAUCACUCAAUUGCAUUGUUUGGCAUUCCACAUGUAAUAAAACUGAUUGUGCAUCCAUCUGUACAUGCAACAAUGCUAGUAAGGCAACCCUAGGCUCCAUCAGCAUCUUUCAAUACACUCAUUUUCAGCAUCCCUUGACGCGAGCCCUGCAACUUCUUUAUGAACACAGGAGAGCUUUUUUUUCUUUUCAAAACACCAGUUUGGCAGUCACGCAGCAUGCUUGAGACUCCAUGUAACACAACAAACAACCAUACAAAUUGUUUUUAUGAAGGGGGCUUACACAAUAGCUACGAAUCCUCUACAAAAUGCAGCAGGGUACUUAAGAGAUGGGGUGGUAAAAGGCAACAUUUCCAUGACCAGCAUGGUUUCCUGUGGCAAGAGUUUUUUGAGCUUGUGUUUGCUCCCGAGGGUGCUCUUUUUGUCCCCCCACUGGCUGAAGCAGUUUGGGAUCAGAAUUCGGAAUUGCUCAGCAUUUAGUGGGGGCUUGUGAGAUCGUUGACGACUCGUCCGUUGCAGUUGUGUCCUUCGGAUGACUUAGAUUUGGCAGACACAUUCUGCGCGCAUUUCUGUCUGGCCGCGAUUGCGGGGUACCUGCAGCUCGCUUUGGGGAGAUCAUACCCAGAUUUGUCAGCCUGCUUUUGUACACCGCCUGUGAACAAAGGUGGAGGGAGAUUCCUUGGCCACCAGUGUCUAAAAA